AUGAACGGUUCUUUUCCCGACUCUUAAUUCUGAACCUGUCUGUCCUUUCUCCCGCAGCUGAAGAGAUGGCGUUUGUGAAGAGUGGAUGGUUGCUUCGACAGAGUACCAUUUUGAAGCGCUGGAAGAAGAACUGGUUUGACCUGUGGUCCGACGGUCACCUGAUCUACUAUGAUGACCAGACCCGGCAGAGUAUAGAGGAUAAGGUCCACAUGCCGGUGGACUGCAUCAAUAUCCGCAUGGGGCAUGAGUGUCGGGACAUCCAGCCUCCAGAUGGGAAGCCCAAAGACUGUCUGCUGCAGAUCGUCUGCCGAGACGGGAGAACCAUCAGUCUCUGUGCGGAGAGCACAGACGAUUGCCUGGCAUGGAAGUUUACACUGCAGGAUUCCAGAACGAACACAGCUUACGUUGGCUCAGCAAUCCUGUCUGAAGAGACCGCAGUGGCCGCCUCGCCACCUCCCUACGCUGCCUACGCUACACCAACCCCUGAGGUCUAUGGCUACGGUCCCUACAGUGGCGCAUACCCAGCAGGAACUCAAGUCGUCUAUGCUGCCAAUGGGCAAGCGUAUGCUGUGCCCUACCAGUACCCAUACGCAGGAGUUUAUGGACAACAGCCUGCCAAUCAGGUCAUCAUCCGUGAGCGGUACCGAGACAAUGACAGUGACCUGGCCCUGGGCAUGCUUGCUGGGGCAGCCACAGGCAUGGCCCUGGGGUCUCUGUUCUGGGUCUUCUAGAGCCUUCAAGGUGUUUCGUGCAUCGCUUCUGUUAGUCCUGUGUGCAAUAAUUGAUUUGCAGGGCAUUUCUGUUUGUGACAAGUGUCUUUCGUAAUAAUUUAAAUAGUUCCUUUGAAGAUGGUAAUCUGAUGAUUGUGACUGGCCUGCAUGGUACCACACAGAAGGCCUUGAAGUAUGCUGUGAGUGAGAACCUGAGUUCUUCGGGGUACUGGCUUGCACCAAGUCUUUCUUAGGGAGCUCUUGGAUGACCUUAUGUAAACACACCCAUUUAAAAGGGCAUUUUCUGUUCAGUUAGAUGCAGUACUUAAUUAAAGGAUGACUUUCCCUGCUAUGCCAUUAAUAAUGCUGAUGGAGGAGGAUAUGAAUGAGUGUGGAAAGAAGAAUUCAACUUCUUUUACUUUUACUGUGAAAUCUCACUCUAGACCUGACUGUAUAUUACCCCGGAGCUGUGGGUUGGUAGCUCCUGCAGGGCCGUGGUGUGAGAACCCUGUGAUCCGCCUUCCGUAGCUCCCAGGCACCU
Molecule: messenger RNA, 1251 nt
Organism: Peromyscus eremicus (cactus mouse)
Lineage: Eukaryota; Metazoa; Chordata; Mammalia; Rodentia; Cricetidae
Gene: Plekhb2
Product: pleckstrin homology domain containing B2
Exons: 7
Coding region: 66-731 (221 amino acids)
Biological process (GO): regulation of cell differentiation
Cellular component (GO): membrane
Source: RefSeq, a predicted model, not a curated record